GUUCAAGUCCGAGUCACGGUUUUCUUGCCAGGAAUGCAAUCAUCAAGGCUCAUCACAAAGUCCUCCAGGCGUUCCAUCGCAGGUUCUUCCAGGUCGUUCUGGUCAACUAGCACGAGAUGCGACGACAAACCUGUCAUGAAUCGCUAUAGCAAGACAGUCACCCAGCCCAAGGCUCAGGGUGCAAGUCAGGCUAUGCUUUAUGCCACUGAAGGUAUCAAGAGCGACGAUGAUUUCAACAAGGCUAUGGUGGGCGUAGCUAGCGUUUGGUACGAGGGUAACCCAUGUAAUCGUCAUCUCCUUGGCUUGGGACAAGAAAUCAAGGGCUCCCUCUACGAAGCCGACUUGAUAGGCUACCAAUUCGGUACAGUAGGCGUUAGCGAUGGUAUCAGUAUGGGUACACGGGGAAUGUCAUACUCCCUACAGUCGCGAGACUUGAUUGCAGAUCAGGUCGAGACAGCCGCCGGUGGUCACUGGCUAGACGGCAUGGUCGUAGUCCCCGGAUGCGACAAAAACAUGCCUGGUGUUCUAAUGGCGCUUGGGCGAUUGAACCGACCAGGGCUGAUGGUGUACGGUGGUACUAUCCGAGCAGGUUCAUGUGGUGGGAUGCCCCAGCUCGACCUCGUCUCAGCUUUCCAAGCGUAUGGAAAAUACCUGCAAGAUGGCAAGACGGUGCAGGCUGAGAGAGAGCGGUACGAUACCGUCCGACACGCCUGCCCCGGACCUGGUGCUUGUGGAGGCAUGUACACCGCAAAUACGAUGGCCAGUUCUGCAGAGGCGUUGGGCAUGACGCUCCCGGGUUCUUCGUCGUUCCCAGCUGAAUCUCAAGAAAAGCACGAUGAGUGUAAAGCUGUAGGAAGCGCCAUGCGCCAUCUCCUUGAAAAGAACAUCCUUCCUCGAGACAUUAUGACGCGUUCUGCAUUUGAGAAUGCGAUGGUCUUGGUCAUGAUCCUGGGUGGCUCUACGAACGCCGUGCUACAUUUGAUUGCUAUGGCUCAUUCUGUGGGCAUAAAAUUGGACCUCGACGACUUUGCUCGUGUAUCAGAACGCACGCCUUUCCUGGCUGAUAUCAAGCCAAGUGGGAAGUAUGUAAUGGAGGAUGUUUACAAACUAGGUGGUAUACCCAAGAUUCUUCACUUCCUUCUCAAAAACAAAAUGAUCGACGGCGACAACAUGACUGUGACGGGCAAAACAUUGGGUGAAAACCUCGAACGAUGGACGCACCAGUACGGCGAACUUUCUCCUAGCCAAGAUGUCAUCCGACCAUUGGAUAAGCCCAUCAAGGAGACCGGCCAUUUACGCAUUUUGCGGGGAAAUCUGGCGCCUGGAGGUGCUGUUGCGAAGAUCACGGGCAAGGAAGGCCUUGAAUUUACUGGUAAAGCGCGCGCUUUUGACACGGAGGACGAUUUUGUCGAGGCUGUAGAGAGUGGCUCCAUUAAGCAGGGCGAGAAGACGGUCGUUGUCUUGCGGUACCUUGGUCCGAAAGGUGGUCCUGGUAUGCCCGAGAUGCUGAAGCCGACUAGUCUAAUUAUGGGUGCUGGAUUGGGUCAAGACGUUGCUUGUCUCACUGAUGGGAGAUUCAGCGGAGGCUCCCAUGGAUUCUGCAUAGGACACGUCGUACCUGAAGCUCAGGUUGGUGGGCCGAUUGCACUCGUCCAGGAUGGUGACAUAAUAUCCGUUGACGCUGUUGCAAACUCGAUCGAGCUGCAUAUUACCCCGGAAGAGAUGGAGCGCCGCAAAAAUGCAUGGGUUGCACCUCCUUUGAAAGUGCAGCAGGGAACUCUUUACAAGUACGUGAAGACGGUGCAGGAUGCUAGCCAUGGAUGUAUUACAGAUGCAUGAUGUCGAUGCGAGUCAACUCUGUCGAUACCCUCCCCCCAGAAAAAAGAAAAAGUACAUAGGAGUACUGAGUACUACUACUUCUAUCGGAACAACAUAAUCUAAAUUGCUGGAAUUUUUGAUGCUAUGGAAAUGAGGGCUAUGAUCUCGUGGAUUUGACCUUGCGCUUUUUUUCUGCUUUAGGAAUCUUAUUUUUCCUUUUUUCUUUAGCCUCAGCUUUGACAGCUUUCUUGCGCUCCUUUUGGCUUCACGGUCCUCGUGCCGAUGCCCUCGGGGUUUUCGUGCGGUAUGAUCGUCAGCGUCCGCCUCCUCGCUAUCUUCAUCGUCAUCUUCAUUUGAAUCUUCCUCUGACUCUGAUCCCUCGUCCUCACCAACGCGCAACUUGUCAACCGCUGCAGAUGCCGAGUCAACCAAGCCUAUCGUAUCUGCGUAAAUAAGAGCAUUGCCCCCUCCGCAUGCCAGAACGUCCACGUCUCGUUCUGGGUCAUACACCUGGUCCAGUGUGCGAGGAAUAUAUGAUUUGAGGAAGACGUUAUCGUCUUGGGCGGAGGUUGUGUGGGUCUCUUCACUAUCUUCA
This is a messenger RNA of Serpula lacrymans var. lacrymans S7.9, 2413 nucleotides long. RefSeq lists its product as uncharacterized. The transcript has 12 exons. Gene Ontology annotation, molecular function: dihydroxy-acid dehydratase activity. Lineage: Eukaryota; Fungi; Basidiomycota; Agaricomycetes; Boletales; Serpulaceae. The record is from RefSeq and is a predicted model, not a curated record. Bases 34 to 1839 code for a protein of 601 amino acids. Gene Ontology annotation, cellular component: mitochondrion. Gene Ontology annotation, biological process: branched-chain amino acid biosynthetic process.